AUGUCCACGCAGGGAACCGAGGGGUGGAGCACGCAACUGCCAGGACCUUGUAGGCGGAACAUACCGCGGCCGGACCUUGUGGGUGGACCGCACCUCUGCCCACGCACUGCAGCCGGGACCUUGCGGGGACACGAAGCUGCCAGGACUUGGUCCGUGGGCGCACCGCUGCCAGGACCUGCGAGGGGCACAAAGCUGCCAGGACCUGCGGGGUGGAGCGCACCGCUGCCAGGACCUGCGUGGGGCACAGAGCUGCCAGGACCUGCGGGGUGGAGCGCACCGCCGCCAGGAGCCCGCCCACGCGCGCGUUCCCGGCGUUGGUGUCGUCGUCGUCAGGGUCCUCGUCCCCGUCCCGGGCCAGCUCUCCGGCCCGCUCUCUGGCCGCCCCGGCCCUCUCUGCCCGCGCCCUCGCCGGCCCCGCCGCCCGCAGCCCUGGCGCUCCCCGCCGGCCCCGCCGAGGCCGCCUGUGCCCUGUGCCAGCGCGCGCCGCGGGAGCCGGUGCGUGCCGACUGCGGCCACCGCUUCUGCCGGGCGUGCGUGGUGCGCUUCUGGGCCGAGGAAGACGGGCCGUUCCCGUGCCCCGAGUGCGCCGACGACUGCUGGCAGCGCGCCGUGGAGCCCGGCCGCCCGCCGCUCAGCCGCCGCCUGCUGGCGCUCGAGGAGGCGGCCGCGGCGCCCGCGCGCGACGGGCCGGCCAGCGAGGCCGCGCUGCAGCUGCUGUGCCGCGCCGACGCCGGGCCGCUGUGCGCCGCCUGCCGCAUGGCCGCGGGCCCCGAGCCGCCCGAGUGGGAGCCGCGCUGGAGGAAGGCGCUGCGCGGCAAGGAGAACAAGGGGUCCGUGGAAAUCAUGAAAAAAGACUUGAACGAUGCCCGGGACCUGCACGGCCAGGCGGAGUCAGCGGCUGCCGUGUGGAAGGGACACGUGAUGGACCGCAGGAAGAAGGCCCUGACUGACUACAAGAAGCUGCGGGCCUUCUUCGCUGAGGAGGAGGAGCACUUCCUGCAGGAGGCUGAGAAAGAGGAGGGCGUCCCGGAGGACGAGCUGGCUGACCCAGCCGAGCGGUUCCGGUCCCUGCUGCAGGCCGUGUCGGAGCUGGAGAGGAAGCACCGCAACCUGGGCCUCAGCAUGCUGCUGCAGUGAUGACGUGGACCCUGCAGGGUCCCCUGGAGCCCGAGGCAGAGGGGACAGAUCCUCACCUCCGAGGGACCCGUCAGCUGUAGAUGCAGGAAGCGUCUCCGGUGCCUCCGCCUUCGGUUGUUCCAGAUCAUACAUGUUUCAACACUGUUCCUUUUCCCUUCUUCUUGAGGCGUGGAUGUGUUUGGGGCUGUAGACAUUUCCCCUAGUGGCUAGUCACUCCCCCACCUGCACCCAGCCCCUCCCCGGGCCCUGGUCAAGGCUCAUUCCUCCAUCAGAGACUCACCCAGCGCCUCGGGGCCCACACUUUCCUCCCGGGUCACCAGCGGCCUCAAUGCCUGUGCAUGGGGAUGUCACUUUGGCACAAAGGGAACCAGACCCCACACCUUCCAAAGGGUGCCUGGGACGGGGCUGUUCCUUGGGCAGGCUUUUGGGGUUAGCAUCUGGGAGAAGAGAGCACACGAAGGGUCCUGGGGUGCGCUUGGAACCCAGCUCCUCGGGGAAGAGAAAGAAAGUGCAACACUCUCAAUGUCCCCUGAGAGAGGGGCCCUCCUGCCCCUGCGGGGGGUGUGGGCGCACGGUGCCUCGUCCCAGUGGCCCUGUCCACCUCCGUCCUCCCCGUUGCCCCUCCUGGCCGACGUGGCCAUGCAGGAACCCUCCCUACGCCUGGUCCCCCCUCUCUAGCAGGGUCCCCCGGGCCCUACCGUGGCAUUUCAUCUCGCUGUAUCUUUGGCUUGUUCUUCAUAUUUCCUCUGGUAGGUGAAUCUCGCAAAACUCAUGACGUAGCAGUAGCGCAGUUGCCUGCAGCAUCCUCGUGUGUAGAGUAAUUAGUCCAGUUCACAAAACUCAGCACAGGGUAGACAUAAUGGCCAGGUCGGGAACAUGGAUGCAGACAGACAUUUCAACUCGGGUGAUAACCAGGCCAUGGGGGGCCGGGGCCCAUUUCCCAGCCCCCAGAAGUCCCCAGCCUUGGUGUGAUGGCUGUGAGUCUGAGCUGCCCAGCUUGUGAGCUGGGCUCCCGAUGCCAAAUAAAGUGGGUUUGCUCCA
Lemur catta (Ring-tailed lemur) is the source of this 2178-nucleotide messenger RNA. It is a transcript of the gene RNF187, whose product is annotated as ring finger protein 187. The transcript has 5 exons. Lineage: Eukaryota; Metazoa; Chordata; Mammalia; Primates; Lemuridae. The coding region runs from base 1 to 1137 and encodes 378 amino acids. The record is from RefSeq and is a predicted model, not a curated record.